Molecule: messenger RNA, 5635 nt
Organism: Zeugodacus cucurbitae (melon fly)
Lineage: Eukaryota; Metazoa; Arthropoda; Insecta; Diptera; Tephritidae
Gene: metro
Product: MAGUK p55 subfamily member 7
Exons: 12
Coding region: 1262-3049 (595 amino acids)
Cellular component (GO): cell-cell junction; plasma membrane
Molecular function (GO): protein binding
Source: RefSeq, a predicted model, not a curated record
CAACUCGCUCGCCAGAGCCAACAACAGCCAGCUCAGCUGCAUGUUCUCCACGCGAUGCACGGAAAUUAGAAUACAAUUCAGAAAUGAUUCGCGUUUGAGACGGACGGGUAAUGUGGCACGGUUGUGUGGGCUAAAGUGUUGGACGUAAAGCAGAAUCAAAAAGCAAAAACCAGAAACAAAAAAACAAGAAAAGAAAAUACAAAGAAUUUUCCUGCAUUUUUUCACAGUGCGCUUGCCAACAAGGCAACGGGAAUUUGUGCAAAGUAAAAUAUAAAGAAAGUUUUUAAAUAAAAUUAAUUUCGAAAGCGGUUGAAAGUGUGUUCCGUGCUCUGUAGUGCUGAGGUCGUUGCUACUCUUGAGCCAUACGCAGACCCCCACUCUUCGCAGCCGUUUAGACGAGCAACGCGCAAAAACACGUCUACAGCUAAAAAUAGCAGGCCAAAAAAAUUCCUUGUUGUUAAAAAUAUUUCGCUCGACGUAGUCGCAGUCGAAACAAGUGAAGUGAGCUGUGAAUUGAGAUACUCGCACGAGAGUAAAUAAAUAGCGUACGCACUAUUCGCAUUGCAAUUGUGCACAGAAUACUACGAAACACAUACUCACAUACAUACAUAUAUACAUAACACCAUUGUGUAGCUAAAUCAAAGACAACAAAUUUCAUAAUUCCACGUCUGUCUUCGCCUUCGGUGGUGGUGGCUCUUGCAAGCAGGCGAACUAGCAAGCAAGGUGGCCAAAAAACCAAAGUGACGGUUGUGCAAUUUCGGCACAGAGGGGUGUAGUGGCAACCAUACGGCGGCACAUAAUUCCCAAAUUGAAUAUAUGAAAUGAAAAUUUAGUUGUUGUAAACUAAGAUCCGCAAAACAAAAAACAACAAAAUAGAAUCGUUUGGCUCACAAACACACACGGAAACCUUGUAAUUGCAGAUUUAUGUGCCACAUGCGAACAAACUUGCGCACAGACAAUAAUCGGCAAAGGGCGCACAUACCGACCCACAAGUACAUAGAGUACAUACAUACGUGUGCAUAAAUAGUGCGCUCGUAGAAGUGUCUGCGUGUUUCUUCAUAAAUCUCAACCCGUGUGUGUUUCAUGAAAUUUUAAUUUAGUGUGUAAUGAUUUGUGUGUGAUUUGUAGUGCCAUACAAAAAAAAAUAAAAAUAAAAGAAGGAAAUAGGCGAAGUCAACUAACGCAGACGCACAAAGUAGGCCCCUUUUGCAGUUCUCCUGCUGAGUGCAUGUCAGAAAAAAUCAUUUGCUGAACUAAGAGGAUGACAGCUGAAGUUAUGGCUACAGAUACAAAUUGGGAUCCCGCACUAUCGAAACUCAUAACAUCACUGAAGGAGGCGGAAAAUCUCUCCAAUGACCAGGAAAUCGACUUCCUUAAAGCCCUCCUCGAAUCAAAGGAGCUGAAUGCGCUUGUCAAUGUGCACACGAAAGUGGCCAAAGUGGGUCGAGACGAUCGACUGGCGCCAGUGCUCUCCACUUCCGGACAGAUACUGUACGAAGUGCUGGAGCAGCUGUCACAGCGUUGCCACCUGAACGAGGAAUGCAAAGAGGCCUUUCAUUUGUUGCAAGAACCGCAUUUACAAAGCCUUUUAUAUGCACACGAUGCCAUUGCGCAGAAGGACUUCUAUCCGCAUCUGCCGGAAGUACCCAUCGAAAUGGACGAGGAUGAGGAAACAAUUAAAAUCGUGCAGCUGGUGAAGAGCAACGAGCCGUUGUCAGGAGCACAAAGUGCGGAACCGAUUGUUGGUGCAACAAUAAAAACGGACGAGGAGACGGGAAAGAUAAUUAUAGCGCGCAUUAUGCACGGUGGCGCCGCCGAUCGCUCCGGACUGAUACAUGUGGGCGAUGAGGUGAUCGAGGUGAACGGCAUAAAUGUGGAGGGCAAAACGCCCGGAGAUGUGCUAAGUAUUUUGCAAAACUCUGAGGGCACAAUCACCUUCAAGUUGGUGCCAUCGGAUGGCAAAGGCGGUCAGCGUGAGUCCAAAGUGCGUGUACGCGCGCACUUCGACUACAAUCCCGAAACGGAUCCCUAUAUUCCAUGCAAAGAGGCAGGGCUGGCAUUUCAACGCGGCGAUAUUUUGCAUAUAGUGUCGCAGGACGAUGCCUAUUGGUGGCAGGCACGCAAGGAGUCGGAACGCACUGCCCGCGCUGGGCUGAUACCCAGUCGUGCGCUGCAAGAGCGGCGCAUCAUACACGAACGUUCGCAAAUGGAGACGAGCGAUGCCGAUUCAAAGAAGGGCUCUUGCGCUUCCAUAUGCACCACCCCGCCCGGCACACCCAUAUUGCAUUCCAGCAGUAGCACCUCCUCAUGUCGUCAGCCAAAAACUAAAAAAAUUAUGUACGAUUUGACAGAAAACGACGACUUUGAUCGUGAAAUGAUCGCCACCUACGAAGAGGUUGCCAAAUUAUAUCCACGUCCGGGCGUUUACCGUCCAGUUGUGUUGAUUGGCGCACCAGGCGUGGGACGCAAUGAGCUGAGGCGUCGCUUGGUAGCGCGCGAUCCCGAAAAGUUCCGCAGUCCAGUGCCAUACACCACACGUCCAAUACGCACCGGUGAAGUCGCCGGACGCGAAUACAUAUUUGUGGCACGCGACAAAAUGGAAGCCGAUAUCGCUGCUGGCAAAUUUAUUGAACAUGGCGAAUAUAAGGGUCAUCUAUAUGGCACUUCCGGCGAGAGCGUCAAGUCCAUUGUGAAUGCCGGUUGUGUUUGCGUGCUGAGUCCACACUAUCAAGCGAUUAAAGCGCUUCGCACGGUACAAACUAAACCGUUUAUAAUCCAUAUAAAACCACCAGAAUUCGAUAUUUUGAAGAAGUCACGCACGGAGUCCAGAGCCAAGUCUACUUUCGAUGAGAGCAAUGCUCGUGCUUUUACGGACGACGAAUUCAACGACAUGCUUAAAUCAGCCGAGCGCAUAGAUUUUCUGUAUGGCCACUUUUUCGAUGAAGUCAUCGUGAACGACGAGCUACUAACGGCUUUCGAGCAGCUGAUGAGUGUAGUGCAACGCCUGGAGAAUGAACCACUGUGGGCGCCUGCUGCGUGGGUGCAAUAAACUGGCUAAAUUCGCUGUGUAACGAGAUGGAACAACCAGAAAAAGACAAACACUGCUGAUGAAUAUGCUAAAAACAAAUGCCAAAAACCAAGAACACAAAUAUGAUAUACACACAUACAUAAAUGCAUACAAUACAUAAAAUACUUAAUUUUAAUGAUUAAAGAAAUUAAGCUGUUUAAUGAAUUUGACAUAAGAACACCAAAAUACAUGUAGAGAACAAAACAAAAACAUUUAUGAAAUGUUCAACAAUAUUUUGAAUUUUUUUAAGACUAGGCAAAGAUUUAUGAAACCAAAGUAAAGUGAAGUAAAGAUUUCCAGUGGGUUGACCCCCUCAAAGGAGCAAAUAUAAGUAGCUGAAGAAUGCAAUAAAUAAUGUAGUUGAAAUAUACAUACACACAAACACACAUUCAAACAAUAAUAAUGUAUAGUAUAUUCCAAACUGAAUUUGCUGAUGUACAAUAUUUUAAAAUAACAACAUCUCCAUGUCUGUACAUUAAUAAACAAAAUAAUAAUAAUUUCAGUGUUGCCAACUGCAACAAAAAUCAUGUGUAUGUAAAAUAAUUAAAUUAAUGAAUAAAACAUUGUUCAAACAUCCUACAAAAAAAUACUACCGAUUUUGAAGUUAUUCGCUGAAUUUUCGUCAAUGUAGUUAAUGAAAUUCUAAAUAUAAAAAUAUAUAAGUAACGAUAAUAAUUUCGAUUUGCAAAAAAAAAUAUAUACAAAUAAUAUAAUUAGUGUUACAAAUGCAUAUAAUAUAUUAAAAAUAUGAAAUUAUAAACGAAAAUAUUUUCCUUAAUUUGUUACGAUUCUAUUUCAGUUAAAAUUUUUGAAACUCACUUAGCGCAAAUAAAACAAUUUUUUUAUAUAAUAAAUGUCUCUAAUGACGUGUGUUGCUUGAUCUAAUAAUAUAUAAAAUUUCAUUUUAGCACAUUAUAAGUAAAAUUAGUCAAACAAUUUUCUAUCACUGCUGAAAUACAUACAUAUUAUUAGAAAUGAUUUUAAACUGCCUAAAAUGUUAAUAAAAUAAUUAUUUAGAAAAAACUGCAUAUACAUAUAUUUACUCCCGUUAUUUAUGUAUUAAUUUAGAAGAACUCCAUUAAAACAGAAUCAUUAGUUUGAUGUUAUGCUAUUCAUAUGUUGUGACAUUAUGUUAACCCUUAAAUGCACACGCGGUGCUAUUGACCUUCUUAAGAACGAUUAAUUAUAAUCCUUCCCUCAUAUUAUAAUAGGUAUGCUCAUGAUUUUUAAUAUAGACAAAAUUAUAAUUUUUACUUUACUUUCAGAGGAUUUCAAAUUUGUGAUGAGUUCUUGUAGGCGUGUUUCUUUGCCAAGAAAGGAAAUAUUUUCCUUUUCAAUAAAAAAAACGUUUAAAAGUUUGGUUCAGCUAAAAAUCCUUAGUAAUAUCUUAAAUGCUUAGAACCUUGGAACAGCGCCUUUUCGAAUAUUUUCCAAAAUAUUUGGUAUUAGAACCCUCAGCAGAUAGCAAUGAUCCAACGAUUGUAUUAGAACAGGCGGCAGGUGUAUCAGUUAAUUAAUUUGAGUUGUUUCAAAACAUCGAUCCACUUAUUCAAGACAUAAUAUAUUUAUGGAAUCAAAUCUGACGGCCGAAACUUCAUAGCGAAUUAAACUGAUCAGAUUACAAAAUUUAUCAUGAUCAUGUAUCUCGAACAAAAGUGCUGAAGACACCAAAGCAGCAAUUCUGUAUGUAAUAAAGGUUCACGCAAAAAUUCUUUGUUUAUUUAGAUUUCCAAAUCAUGAACUCUAAAGUGUAUCGUAUUUAUAUUUUUUCAGCUUCUUAAAGUCUUUAAAACCAGCAUACUUUUAUUUUCACUGCAAAAAAUUACACAAAAUUCUAUGAUUUCUCUAAGUUUCCCCCAAUUCAAUAAAAAUUGUACCUAUUAACAGAACUACAAGCGAUAACAAUGAACAGAAAACAAUAAUGAAAAUUGAAAAUAGAUUUUUCAAAAAUUUAAAAUAUAAUAUUAUAUUUUACCAAAAACCAUUUGAACAAAUGCAAUAAAAAAUAUUUUUAAACAAUAAGAAUGUAACUAUUUAUUUCAUAUGUAUAAUUAUAUAAAAAUUCAGAUUGUCCAAUGUGUAAUAAUAAAUAUAUAUAUUUACAAUGUAUAUAACGUGAAAUUAUAAAAAAAUAAUCCUUAUUAUUAUCUAUUGUAAUUAAAUUUAAAAAUACAUAUUCUUAUAUUAAAAUAUAAUGAAAUGUUAUCAAUAUGAAAAUGUUGAAAUAAAAAAUUUAUUAAACCAUUAAAAACAGAGCAGCAAAAUGUUAUGAAAUUGAAUAAAAAAAAUAUGGCAACAUUAUGUUUACUACUCAAACAUUAAUAAACACACAUAUAUAUACAUAUAUAACUGCGGCAAAAUGUUAAAAGAGCUUAAGUCGACUUUAGUUAAUUUGAAUAAUUUGUGUUAGACUGGCCAACUUUUGAAAAAUUCUACUAUGUGUUUCAUUUUAAACGAUGCCUCAGAAUCUGCGAAUUCAAAUUGAGAAGGAAAUAGCGUUCCUAGAACUCAAAAUGCCAAACAUAACUAAAAAUCGACUUAAGCUUUUAGAAAAUUUGCCACAAAUCU